This is a messenger RNA of Naegleria gruberi, 1029 nucleotides long. RefSeq lists its product as uncharacterized. Lineage: Eukaryota; Heterolobosea; Eutetramitea; Acrasida; Naegleriidae. Gene Ontology annotation, molecular function: RNA binding; RNA helicase activity. The record is from RefSeq and is a predicted model, not a curated record. The transcript has a single exon. The coding region runs from base 1 to 1029 and encodes 342 amino acids.
AUGGGAUUUGAUGAACCAUCUACGGGUCAUAGACAAUGCAUUUUUCCAAUGAUAAAUUCACAAAAUACAUUGGUAAAUUUCCUAUUCGAACGUGUGGAAGGAACUGAUCGAAUGGUUUCUUAUUCAAUUGCAAUUGUGGAACGAUUUAGGAAUGAGGAAAUUAAAAAGAAUAUCACAAUUGUUAUUGGAAAGGGCUAUAUGUGGUUCCAUACAGUUCGACACUUGCUAAAAACCUUUGGAGGUGAUGAAAUCAAGGUUUUUUGUUUGGAAGAAACUAAAGUAAAAUAUCAAGGAAAUUAUGACGUCUUGAUUGGAACUCCUGAGAAAAUUAAAGACCUAUUGGAAAGUGGAAUUGUUAAUUGUAAAGAUAUAAGCUUAUUGGUAGUUGAUCAAUUAGAUGAAUGGAAUGAAUUCAAUUUAAAUAUGCAUGAAAUUUUGAGGAAUGUUAAUUGUCAAAUAUUUUGGUGUAGUAAUGGAAAGAGAAAUGAUUUCACCAAUGAAAUUUAUUUGAAAUCUCCCAUUGUUAUUGAAUCCAAAGAUGUAGAGAAGAAUAAUAUGGUAUUGAACUGCAGUUCUCGACAUUUUAAUAUUGGCGUGGAAAAGGAGAUUUACAAACUUGAGGUUCUUGAAGCAUUAUUAGAAACUAUUCCCAUCAAUACUGUAAUUUAUUGUAAUUCUGAUAAUGUUGCCAAUGGUAUUUCAAAUUACCUUCAAGCACAUAAUUUAGCAGUUUCAUGUCUAAGCAAAGACAUGUCAGAAUUAGAAAUUGAACAAAAAACCAAUGAAUUCAGAGAAGGAAAUGUCCAACUCCACUUGAUUCUUGCAAAUCUAAAAGUUUCCCGAUUGAAAUUCAAUCCUCGAGUAGUUAUCAAUUUCAAUCUCCCUUGGCAGAAUGAUAAGUAUACAUAUUGGACUCCUUGCUUUAGUCUAAUAACGAAUGAAGAUAGAAUCAAGUUGAAAGAAAUUGAAAAGAUUUAUUCAAUAGAAAUACAAGACAAAGAGCUACGAAAAUACAGUAUUUGGAAUUGA